CAUUUCAGUCAGAUUCAAUUCCAUUUCAGUAUCCGUGUCCGUACUAGAACAUUUUAGAGUAGAAAUUUUCGUUUAUAAAAAACUAUAAAAAGUGAAUAAAUUAUUGGUACAUAUUUUUAGCUAAAAGCAAAUAACUAAAAUGUCUUCAAACUGUGACCAAAAGGUGACCAGCGACACUUGUUGCCACGACUUUGACUUGUACCCCACUGAGAGCGACUUUGCCCUGGAACUGAAGGCCGUACCGAAGGAGACUUGCAUACCACUCAAUCAUACCCACAUUGCCAAAUCGGAGAGCAGCGUGCCCAACCGACGCCACGAAAUGGACACUCAGAUACGUAAGGCCGUCAUGUCGCAGUUCUCUUUGAAUAUCAAGAGACCCCAAGAAUAGGAUACAGGCCUGGAAGUAGUUGU
Drosophila obscura is the source of this 411-nucleotide messenger RNA. RefSeq lists its product as uncharacterized. The record is from RefSeq and is a predicted model, not a curated record. NCBI's taxonomy places the organism in Eukaryota, Metazoa, Arthropoda, Insecta, Diptera, Drosophilidae. Bases 140 to 388 code for a protein of 82 amino acids. The transcript is spliced from 2 exons.